Blepharisma stoltei is the source of this 294-nucleotide messenger RNA. The record is from the annotation of a GenBank genome assembly. NCBI's taxonomy places the organism in Eukaryota, Ciliophora, Heterotrichea, Heterotrichida, Blepharismidae.
AUGUCUAGAAGAAUUAUCCCUCUUCUCAAUAGAAUUAUUAUUCAGAAAGUAGAAGCUCCUAAUAAAACAGCAGGAGGCAUUCUUUUACCUGAAAAGAAGGACAACGACACUCAAAUUGGAACUGUAAUUGCAGCUGGACCUGGAGCCAUGUUUGAAAAUGGACGAACACGUGAGACUGUGGUCAGACAAGGCCAAAAUGUUUUGCUCCCAUCAUACAGUGGCCAAGAAGUCGAUAUUGAUAACGAGAAGUUUUACAUCUACAAGGACACAGAAAUUCUAGCAAUCCUCGAUUAA